This is a messenger RNA of Punctularia strigosozonata HHB-11173 SS5, 417 nucleotides long. RefSeq lists its product as uncharacterized. Bases 1 to 417 code for a protein of 138 amino acids. The transcript is spliced from 2 exons. NCBI's taxonomy places the organism in Eukaryota, Fungi, Basidiomycota, Agaricomycetes, Corticiales, Punctulariaceae. The record is from RefSeq and is a predicted model, not a curated record.
AUGUUCGGAGCCCGCGGCGGUGCCCAUCAGGCUCUCGAGACAGGCCACACACUCAGACAAGCCGUCUCCCUCAACGCGUCUGCCGCGGCCACGGCAAAGCUCAGCGCGAGCGCGGCCGCGGCGCAGGCGGAGCUGCUCGCGACGGCGGACGACCUCUACCGGCGGAUGGACGCGGACUCGGAGGAUGGGAUGGGGCUGGCGGACGAUGACGAGUACUGGGCGGCGCUCCCCGCGCACAUACACAACUUUGUACGGACCACCUGUUCUCAGUCCGCGACGACAGCCAGUGACGAGAGUGCAAUCAAGGCGCAGGCUAUGUACGCCAUCGCCCAGCAGAUGGUGCAGUCUGGGCUCAAGGCCGGCACGUUCAUGGACGGGGCAAGCUUGUUGGGCAAGCAUUGGGCUGUAGUACUCUAG